AUGGUCGACGCGUUGAAGGCGGAGUACGACGCACGGGUCAAAUGUGCGUUCAAAUCUUGAGUCAUUGUCGGACGGCUUCCUCUCAUGCUUCGGUACAGCGCAACCACGUCAAGAGGUCGAUAUCACGAUGCCCGACGGCUCAAAACGCAAGGGCAUGAGCUGGGAGACAAGCCCACUGGACAUCGCGAAGGAGAUCUCCAAAGGUCUCGUGGAUCGCGUCGUGAUUGCGAAGGUUCCGACCGUUUGUCCACCUCGGGUCGCUCGUGCUGAACUGUGAUAGGUCAACGGCGACGUGUGGGAC
Messenger RNA from Fomitopsis serialis, 301 nucleotides. RefSeq lists its product as uncharacterized. The record is from RefSeq and is a predicted model, not a curated record. Lineage: Eukaryota; Fungi; Basidiomycota; Agaricomycetes; Polyporales; Fomitopsidaceae. The transcript has a single exon. The annotation marks the transcript as partial.